CACUGCUGUCAUGGCUGGGUAGACUAUGAUAUUCCUGACGCCGCUACAACAAUAUUUAUUCAAGCAAGCGAUACCAUCACGUUCUACCAGGUACUCCUCUCAAUGGUACCUACCUAUUCUCAAGCGUUGAGCUACUUUCACCUCUACACGUGCAUGUGGAUGCCCCCACGAUUACACCAAUGUUCGGUUCUUCAGUCGCACCCAGAAUCUUAAGAGCUCCAGGCCUCCAGCACGAAUAGCGUGCGGGUAAUCCUGGCCAUGGAAAGACCAUAUCGAUCCCGGAAACAAAGACCUUGCGACAAAUGUCGAGUCCGCAAAGUAUUCUGUUCUCGACAAGGUAAUGCCUCAUGUGCGCUAUGUCGCAAUCGAGGCAUAGAUUGCACGGUAGAAGGGGUGGCCAUGAGCGAAACGGUGAACAGUCCUAUCGUCGAAGAUGAUGGAGCUUUGUCGGUUGUCACGAGGAUCAAAAGCCCACAGAGAAGGUCUCGAGGGGCAGCCUCCGGUGAUUCGCAACACCCCCUUCAGUCGUCGGAAUCAAUGGGUAUGCCCACGAGAGUGGAACGAUUCGUCGGUCUCAGCAGUGAUCUGGAUCCUUUUAUACUCCGCCACUACAACUGGAAGACCAUGUUCGCAGAUGACGACGAGGCACCGUUUUCGUAUGAUCGAAGGGGAAAGGAUCCAUACACGCCGAUUCACUUCGAGCUGUCGAUGCAAAACCGGCUGGAGACGUCGUUGAGUCAAAGCUGCGCGAUUCCACUACUUGGGCAACUCGAGCCUUUCCAGCAAGACCUCUUUCAGACCUUUGAUCGUUACAUUCACCCGUCAUACCCUCUUCUGGGUCCGAAAAGACCACAUAAAGCCACCGCUGCUCCCAUACUGAAAAUAGCCAUUUGCUCGGUGGCGCACAAGAUUGGUUCGGUUGCGCAGAAGUUGCCAUCGGAUGUGUUCAAUGACUUCAACAUCCUGGGCCUUCCGACGGAACUGCGCUUGGCCCAGCUCGAAACGAUCGAGGGCGCUCUUCUGUUCCAACAGAGGAACGCGUACAAUGCUGGGUUUCCAGAAAAGCGCGGAAGUCACCUCGAGACGGGAAAUUUGGUCGCGGCCACUCAAGAUCUCGGUCUCAACAUUGACUGCACAGGUUGGGAGAUACCGAUACACGAGAAACGACGUCGACGGCGAAUCUGGUGGGCAGUCUUCAUUCAAGACAAGUGGUCAGCAUUAGCAUUGGGCCGACCACCUUACUUGACCGAAGCGCACACUAACGUGACAAUGUUGGAGCGUUCUGACUUUGCCGUACUGGGAGAGGAAGACCCUUCUGACAACGUUAGCCAAGGCGCCGACGUCUUCAUUGCCACAGUGCAUUUGACUCACAUCUUAGCCAUGAUCAUCGCCACGUUCUACUCGGUCCGUGGCCUCGAUAACGCCCUCUCCUUCCCAGUGGCAGAUAUUCAGUCCUUGUUUGAGAAGUACUCAAGAGACUUGGACCAUUGGGCAGCGGCACACUUUGAACCAUUGGCCGGUUCGACAGGGUCCAUAGACGUCACAGGUGGUCUUGAGCUGGCUGCGUAUACUGUCAGAAUCAUCCUGUUUCGCGCAAUUUUACCCAAAUUAGACAUAUUGCAAGCGCGGUCUAUGGAUCUCCGACACGAAGCAUCACUCACGAUCAAGCAAGUCACGAUAAUCCUCCGAAAUCUGACUAUCAGCCGCACAUCGGUUCUAUGGUGGCCAAUGCCGCACACUAAUCUCGCCACGAUCAGAACCUUCAUAGUCAGCAUGAUACUGUCGUCAACCGAGGACGCCGAUGCAGAUAGCUGGACUGCAGCUCUUACGUCUUACCAAGAACUGCUGAAGGCUCACAGUGCUGGGUUCCCCGUGACACGGUACGCAGCCGCGCAAGCAGAGCAGCUCCCCUUGAACACCAAUCAAUCAACCCCACAGAGUUCUCCAUGAGUCUUUCAGGCUCCUGGGCUUGGUGUUUCUGCAAUCCACUGGUGAGUCUACUUUCCAUGCUUUAUUCCUGUCCUCUUCAAUCUCGGAUCGUUGCCCGAGAUCACUAUGCAUUGAGAGGUUAGGCUCAUCUAAUGAGCAG
This is a messenger RNA of Exophiala viscosa, 2089 nucleotides long. RefSeq names its product fungal-specific transcription factor domain-containing protein. Gene Ontology annotation, molecular function: zinc ion binding; DNA-binding transcription factor activity, RNA polymerase II-specific; DNA binding. Bases 259 to 1950 code for a protein of 563 amino acids. The record is from RefSeq and is a predicted model, not a curated record. Gene Ontology annotation, biological process: DNA-templated transcription. NCBI's taxonomy places the organism in Eukaryota, Fungi, Ascomycota, Eurotiomycetes, Chaetothyriales, Herpotrichiellaceae. Gene Ontology annotation, cellular component: nucleus. The transcript is spliced from 7 exons.